AUGUUGAAUAGGGCGUACAAGAAACAAGAUGAAGAGAUGUUAAGAAAGCUCAAGGAGAAGGAGGAAGUGAAUCUAGAGGAUAUUGUCAAGAUCCCGGGUUUUAACAACCAUAACCUGAUCGAAAAUCACUCAUCAAGUAUCAUCAUCAAUUUUGAUGCGUUAAAAACCCCUGGAGUUGUAUUAGCUCUCCCAGGGAUCUGGGAAAUGGAAGGAAGGGUCAGAGGAAGAGGAGUUGGAGAUAACAAGGUUCAAUUUAUCUUCGAUCGGAAAGAUGAUCUGCAAAAGGUUCUCGCGGAAGCCCCUUGGCAUGUCAAUGGCUGGUUAGUCACAGGAGAGAAAUGGUCGCCUCAGCCAGCGCCAGACUUCCUGACUACCAUUCCAAUCUGGAUGCGUAUCAAGGGGAUCCCUCUGCAUCUGAGUACCAAUCAGGUCGUAGACUCUAUAGCGGGUUCCUUGGGAAGAGUCGAGGCAAUCAAACUCCAUGCAAAAAAGUCUGAAUCAAUGGAAUACUUGCGCUAG
Molecule: messenger RNA, 519 nt
Organism: Microthlaspi erraticum
Lineage: Eukaryota; Viridiplantae; Streptophyta; Magnoliopsida; Brassicales; Brassicaceae
Source: the annotation of a GenBank genome assembly